AUGCCGAAGAAAAUACCAUCGAUACAAGGCUUCGACAGCCUCUCGGACCAGGUCCUUGUGCGCAACGGCGAGGUGGAGGCUGUCACUAAUGCAACAACAAGCCCGGAUAUUGUUGCCAUCUACGGCUGGGGCGACUGUCUGCCGCAGCAUGUCGCCAAAUAUGCUGACGGGUAUCGAGCUCUUUUCCCGUGUGCGAAGCAGGUAGUGGUGCUAUCGCCAAUCGCAAAAGCCAUGUUUACUAGCCGGGAGCAAAGGCGCGGGCACAUGACGCCGGUGGUGAAUCAUCUUUUUGGUUCGCCAGAUGCUGGUCAGGGCGUUGGUAUAGCGCAGAGCGACAGCAAGAUUCUUAUUCACGCCAUGUCCAACACAGGCGCCAUCAACUUUGCUGCCACGCUGGAUGCCUACUCGGAAAGGUUCAAAGGUCCCAUGCCGCACACGCUCUUCAUCAUGGACUCAACACCCGGUGGCACCAACCUGACGUGGGCAAACUUGAAGCGUUGGUCCCGCGCCAUGGCUCUGGGUACCGCAAAGUGGUUUCCUUGGCCAUUUGUCGCAACGCAGUCCAUCUGGGCCUUUUUCCUCCUGCUCAAUACUCUCUAUCUAUGGGUGCGGCGGCAACAGCAUGCCGGCGCCUGGAGUCGCGUCGCUUCCAACCAGGAAGCUUUUGCGACAAAAGAUGCCCGCAGACUGUACAUGUACAGCAAGGACGAUGAUCUCAUUGGCUACAAGGACAUCGAAGGACAUGCAUCAGACUCCGAGAAGCUGGGCUAUGCCGUCGACACCAAAGAGUUUACUGGCAGCGGCCAUGUCGGGCACAUGCGCCUGCACCCAGAAGACUAUUGGGCGGCCAUUCAGCAAUCGUGGACGCGAACCGAGGCCACGACUGCCCAGUCGAUGUGUGAAAAGUAG
This is a messenger RNA of Akanthomyces muscarius, 909 nucleotides long. RefSeq lists its product as uncharacterized. Lineage: Eukaryota; Fungi; Ascomycota; Sordariomycetes; Hypocreales; Cordycipitaceae. The record is from RefSeq and is a predicted model, not a curated record. The transcript has a single exon. Bases 1 to 909 code for a protein of 302 amino acids.